CUGACAACAAAGUAGAAUCGUCGGUUCAAUGCUCUUCUAGUUCUGCAUUCAGUUAAAACCAGCUGGUUGUUUGAUUGCCUACACUUUGACGGUAUAUUCGUCCCGUUCAAACUAAAUGUCCAGUCAAAUGCUUUUUGGGAGUCAUUUUAAAAAUCCUUCUACAGGGGCAAUGAUGGCAGCUGUGCAGGAGAAGACCCCAUUUGGAAGGCCAAAGACAGCCCACUGGAGUGGAGUGAAAACUCAAAGCUUGCAGCCACAGAUACCAUGCUGGGCCCUGUCAAACUCACACAGCAAGCGAGACUCUGUGUCCUCAAUGACAAUGGAUCCACAGGGCUGUCGAAAUGAGCAGAACCACUUGCCUUGCGCAGACAGUCAGUGUCCAAAGUGUCCCAACACUUCAACCAAACAUCUCAAAACCAUCUGCAGGUGUUUGCCUUCUCAAAAGGACAUUGGAAGUUUUUCCUGUUUGAAUGAAGAAGGAAUCAGAGGGACUGAAGAGAUAAGGCCCAGCUCUGCCCACCAUGCUGUGGCCAAUGGCACAGGAGGCGAGUUGCCAUGGUACCUGACUGUAAUACACGAAAAGGAGCAGUGUUUGUUAAAGCUCAGCGAGGAGGUCGGUCGCCUGUCAGAGUUUGAGUGGCAGUGCUGCAGGAAAGAUCAUGAGAUAUCAGUGCUCAAGGAGAAGCUGACAGAAGUCACAGAUCAACUGUGUCUUGCUCACAAUGAUGAAGCAGUCAAAGCCCAGGCAGAGCUGAUCCUGAGCUUGAGUAAGGAGAUCCAGCGCCUGCACAGGGUGGAGGAGGAGGAGGCCCUGGAGAAGGGUCAGUUAAUCACAGAGCUGAGGGAGGAGAUCCAGAGGAUGGAACAGCCCAGCUCUCAGUGUGCUACCGGGGUCUCCACAGGGCGGGGCACACAGUCGGCUCACUUUAAGAUGCAACAAGAAGCACCGCAGAACACGUGCCCCGAUUCAGAACCAGAGAAUGUUGGGAACGUGGUGUCACUGGCUGAGCACAAAAGAGAGCAAGACGAAUGUGAGAUGACGAAAAAGGCCCUGAUGCAAGAGUUGGAGGAUACCAAAAAUAACUACAUGAUCUCCACUGGUACGGUCUGUUCUCUGAGGCGAGCCCUGUCAAUCAAAGACAGCGAGCUGGCCGCAGCCAGGGCCCAGGUGGAGGAGCUAAAACAGGAGCUGAGGGACAGGAUGGCACAGCUACAGGCCAUGUCCAGAAAGUUUUCUUGUCUACGGGAGGGAAAGGCCAACGAGGAACUUAUUGCAGCACUGGAGACCGAAAAUUAUGCCCUGCGGCAGCUGACAGCACAGCUGAAGGAGGAGGUGUCGCAGAAGGGCCAGGAGGCGGCCGGGGUCACGGGCGAGCUGCGGCGGCUGCAGACGGACCUGGCGAAGGAGAGGGCUGCUCAGGCUCAGCUGGAGAGGCAGGCCCAGGCCAAUCAGGACAUUAUCACCGCCCUUCACCUGCAGCACAACAGAGCCAAAGUGUCCCUGGAGCAGGUGCAGACCAGGUUUGAAAGGCUGCGGGUGAAGAUCAUUCAGGCUGCCUAUUCUGCUCCUGGUGCUAAACAACCCCAGGCUGAAAUCACUGAUGCUGCCCUUCUUCAGACCAUGCAGAAAAUCAUCGAUGAUCGGACAGCGUUCCACCAAAGACUGCAACAGAAAGGAGAGAAAAUGGCUUCCCUCACAACAGCCGAGAAACACAGCGUAAAAACCACACCCGCCUCAGAUAAGAACUGAAACCGACGUGACAGAGAAGGAAGUUGUUGCCAUAUGAAUACUGAAUACAGCGGCUGUAGCAUUUUUGUCGAGUCAUCCAGUAUUCCUCACAACGCUGUACCUCUGAAAUCUCUUGUUCUAAAAUCAUGUUUUUUUUUGCUAGAAGUUACCUAAAAAUGCUAAGUGGAAUGUAGAUUCAGUCGAGCUCAAGUGUUUCUUUAAAUCACGAUGUAGACCAUUAGGUAGACUGAGCAAUUAAUUAUAGAAUACACUACAUUAAGAUCAAUUGGUUAGAAUUGAUUAUUUUCAGAAGGGUAGGGUACAUUGUAUAAUUUUAACAUUUGUAUUGAACCAAUUUAUGAAAUGUGGUAACAUUCUCUGGCUAUUAAUCAUACUUUUUUACACUUAUUAACAUUGAAUUUUAUAGACUACUGCACAUUGACAUUCAGUAUGAAUUGCAAUACACCGAGUCAGGAGAAUAUGUCCUGUAUUUCAUAUUUAGAUAGCAUAUUUAUUACUUUAACUCUUGCAACUGUACACCGGUGAGAACAGAGUUACUGGUAGCUCAGUUUUAUUAGCCAGGUCUCCUGGGAUGUAAAAAUAACUAAAACUUCAGACCUUCUUUUGUCCAGAUUCAAACUGCAGAUCCAAACUAUCCAUUUAUCAACUAAUUAGCAUCAACAUUAUACUUCAGUGCUUGGUACCCAAAAAGUCAUGGCAGAGAAUAAAAAAGCAUCUUCAAGCAG
Molecule: messenger RNA, 2475 nt
Organism: Anguilla anguilla (European eel)
Lineage: Eukaryota; Metazoa; Chordata; Actinopteri; Anguilliformes; Anguillidae
Product: coiled-coil domain-containing protein 27-like
Exons: 12
Coding region: 116-1750 (544 amino acids)
Source: RefSeq, a predicted model, not a curated record